Osmia lignaria (orchard mason bee) is the source of this 1062-nucleotide messenger RNA. RefSeq lists its product as uncharacterized. The record is from RefSeq and is a predicted model, not a curated record. Lineage: Eukaryota; Metazoa; Arthropoda; Insecta; Hymenoptera; Megachilidae.
CUUACCUUUGACAUCUUUUGGCUAACAAAUUUCAAAAUUUUUCUUCUGUUUUAUGUUAUUCCUUUACACAUUUAGAUAAAUAUUGAAAUAAUAACCUACUCUUAAUGUUUUUACCAUUACUUGACACUUACUACUGGUACUUAAAAGUACCAUUCAUCGGAAAGAAGAAGAACAUUUGAAGAAAGUGGUUAACAGGAAUGAGAGUGUUCCUCGUGAUACUUUGCUUUUUAAUCUUAAUAUCAAAUGGAACAACUUUUGGUAGAAGAAAAUCUCCCAAGUGUAGGGUGGAUUGUGAAAAUGCUUCAAGUAGAAUAACACCUGAAAAUAAUGAAAAUGAAACAUCCAUUUAUCGUUAUGACUGCGAUCCAACAAAGUUUGGAGUAGUGCAGAAAAUCCCUUAUCUGCGCUCAUGUUCUACAUGUGACACCAUAGAAAUUGAUUUCUCCGCCGCCUGCAUUAGAUGUAGCAUGUGUCUUGCUAUUGCUGAUAAGAUAAAUCAAACGUUAUUGGAUGUUCACGAAAUAUUAUCUAGCUCAUGCUUGAACGACACCGAAAUCGAGCUCUUGUUGAGAACCAUUUGCGACCACUCCUUCCAAUAUUAUAGUCUUCGAGAAAUUGGUGGAAGAAGGUUCAUCUGCGACUGGCAACCAGGUUCCAUUUUGGUCUCCUCGUCGGCAGAUGGUUUAUGGCCAGACAAAUUGAGGGAUCUGUGUCAUUAUUAUCUCGAUGAAAUCGGAGAACUGCGAUUAUAUGAAAAAUGGCAGCAGUGGUGCAAAGAUGCCGAAACAUAUCCCAAUUUGACGAACGUUUUGUGUCGAAGCAUGGAAGGUAUGUUACACGAUUGCAGAAGCAUGGAGGGCCCAGGUGAAUACGAAACUCCAUUCAAAACUUACGGUGCCAAAGUGAAAUUUAGAGCAAGCUACGAUAAGUAUAACUAAUAUAAUUAACAAGGAAUUUUUAAUAUGGAGAAACAGGAAAUUUAAUAGCACUUUAUUUUACGCUACAUCGAUGGAAACAACAAAUUAAUUGAUACAUAUAUGUUUAUUAAUUCUACUAUUUUAC